GCCACGAGUCGAAGGCUGGGCGACGCGGCCUCUUGCUCCUUUCACGCCUUGUGCAACGCACCUCGGUUUCUCGUACCUUUUUUCGUGUCUCGUUGUGUUCCUCAAAAACCUCCCUUGACACAAAAAGAGAUUCCAAUUUUGUCUCCAGCCAGGGCAGACACGAGUACCUUUGGCCCGAGAAUUCUCGACUGUAUCAACUGUCCGUCGUAUUAUCCUCCUCUACUCCGUAGGAUACUCCGCACGGGAUCCCGCCGUUCCUAUCGAAUGGCAAGGGGUUCUGACAACCCAAACAACAACUCUUAGCUGUGCCAGAUCACUAGCUUUCCUUAAGCUAUUUGCGCCAUCACGUCGGGUCGCCCUCUGACGUCCGGAUUUGACCAUGGCACGGCGGAUACCAGAAGCUUGCAAGGGUCCGUCUUGAGGGGUAGUGUCGGUGAUCCUUGCUAGCAAUCAAGCCACCCACACUUUGGAGCUCCUCGAUAUCGCGCACUAAAACUGCAUUCUCCCCAAUCCGGCACGCAGCUCUAAGGGAAUGCACGUUACUCACCGGCGACGGCGCGCCAGCCUAAGAACUCUCAUGCUCUGCUCAUCAUCGACAUCGUCUCCCGCUUGCCAUCCAACCGCGCCCGCCAACUGCCCGCCUACAGCGCUUACUUGGCCUUCCCGCACGACAAAGAGACGGCGCCUUCCUGCCACCUUCUCGGCCGUAUCCUUACCGAUCUAACCUGCUUAAACCCACAACGGGCCCUACUCAACGGCCUCUCGUCGCAAGGCUGUCUCCUAGUCCACGACAACUUCCCACCAUAAGUCCCUUAGUCGACUACGGCAUUACUUUUUUUCCCCGAUGAAGAUGCUGUCACUGGGCCUUCCAAUCGUCAACUUCGGCCUUGGUUGCCCCCGGCGCUGACUCCGAACUUCACCGAGCGAGGCAAAAGGAGGCACAGAAGUCCAGCUGCAGGUGUGCUUCGCCCGGUUGGUGCGGAAUGCCUCCCCUCUUCGUUUUAGCUGGUCAUCGUGCCUGAGGUCAUCACGGCACGGCAUCAGUGCCCCCCGCCCCUGGCAAUAACGCACUGUGACAAUCGUGGGAUUCCAGAUUGCAUCGAUCACUUGUGGCUCCCAUCUCAUCUGGUACACUGCGGCGCAAACACAGGGUACCCUGGUCGAAAAUCCAGAUUGCCGGGUUCGCAGCCACCAGCAAAUAUUUGGUAACAAACAACCACGCAAACCAGCGCAGCAAAGGAAGCAAACAACCCUCGAAUCCUGACAAUUUCCACGCAUAACGGGCAAACAUGUCUACGAAACCGUUAGACAGUUUUAUUUUGCGGCUUGAUUUCUGGGCCUUGACUGAAAUUGCUCCAUCUAUCGGCUAAGCAACAUCGGCUUCUUGCCCGGUGUCGUGUCGUCGUGUCAGGUCGUGUCGUCCAUCCCCGAGUCCUCCGACUCACCAAGUUGGUAAUCGAACUGAAUCUGGACUCUACUCGAGCCAAGACGGCUCUCUCCAUUGGCUGCGUUGCGAGAAUCACGGCGACUACGGAGACUAGGAGACUAAUCCAAGCCGUCGUGGAGUCUACUUACGUGGUCGGCUGGCUCGUUGAAGAGCUUCCCGAAGCCGCUUGAUAGUUCGAUGGAUCUUGGCCAGAAGGCUCGAUGGGACGAGGCAGAGGCGGCGGGGGAGGCUUCGCCGUUAUCUCUGCCACCUUGUGACAUCUGACAUAUGAGGCAAGCGAUCCAACUCGAACCCGAGGCUAGGCGUCGAAAAGCUCGAAUCGCGAUCAUAGGUUGCACAGCAUCUGGUGCCUGCGCCGCGCUGCACCGUUUUCCUGAAGAAGAUGGGUGCUAAAUGUGACGUCCAUCAACGACGCCGUCGAAGCAGGAUCACCACUUGCCCCUUAGCCAUUCCUUGGCACACAAACUCGAGGACCCGCCCUUUCAGCCACGUUCUGCAUGCUGUUGCGGUCCCUGUCGACCAUAGGAGACGAUGGGAGACCAAGUGGUCCAAGGCCAUGCCGCGCGGUGGUGGGGGAGCGGAUUGGAGUGGUGAGUUACCUUAGUACCUAGGAACAUCGGCUCGACUCGACUCGACUCGACUGUGACGGUGGGUAAGAGACUCAGACAGACGCCACACCUGGCGGAUGGUGGCCCGUCAUGGUGGGAAAAAAAAAGCUCUUUAUGUUUUCUCUCUCUGGAGAGAGCUUUCUUUGUCCUUUUUCCAUGCCACAUCUGUCCAAACCUUUUCUGAGUUCUGACACUUCGUUUUUGCAUGUUUCAUCGUCUCCACAGACAGGGACCCUGGUGGAUCUUCCGGCCCCUUGCAAGUGAUCCUGGGCUGGUUAGUGCAGCUCUGUGCAGUGUGCAGAUUGAAGAGAGGAGAACUAGAGACUGGGGGACUGCAGACGUGUAUCUCUGUCUCUCUGUCUCUCUCUCUUUUUGUCUGCGAGCUAGUGGAGCAGGUUUCUUCUUUCAGGCAUCGUCCUCUCAUACUGUCUAGCAAUGAACAUCGGAUCGCUGAAGUCAGGCAAGGUCUGUACCGUGGUGCUGGGCCGCCGGGGAAGUGCCCAUUGGUUGUCCGGGCGAGCAAGCGGUGCUGUUGUCUACUCGAUUCGAGCGAACCAGGCUGGAUGGACUGACUGGAUGGAGACUUGAGUCUUGUCUGUAAUUGUUCUGCACACCCCCUUUCCACUCCCUCCUCGUCGUCCCUUUUUCUCCUACGGACACCUACCAGGCAGGCUACCUUCCAUGCCAGAGGUACGGAUACCAUACCCUACUCCCAUAUCCCGGUCCGUAGUUCUGGGGAGGUUAGCCCAGAUGCUAUUUCUUUCCAGUCCGAGAGGACAAGGUCCAGCAUCCUCGUCCAUUUUCGCCAUGUUUUACUAUCUCGCUCCAAGGCUAGCCGAUGACUGUCCAAUCAAGGUAGCCCGGCACAUCCAGUGCUUUUUCGACCGAGCGGGCUAUGGUUGCGGCGAGGAAUGGAUCAGCUCGGGUCGUAUCGUAGUCGAUGCUCUUCGGUACCUCGCCUGCUCGCUGGAUCUCUCUCUUUUUGCCCUGCACCUCAUCAACGGUACUCUUGUCCCCGGUCGAGAGAAAAGCAUUCAUGUGUAGCUGUCUCAUUGACUAGGGAUCAGAGCAGCCCACUUCUUGGUCGAAUGGAUCAGGCCUAUUUGACUACACACCUCCCCUCACCCCCGACUCUCUGGAAUUCCCUCGCAAAUUGUUCUUGUUUUGCAAACGCCGAACCAUGGCAGUGACAAUGUCUGACGGUCCGAUUCGGAAGGCCUGCGAUCGGUGUCAUAGGCAGAAGCUCAGCUGUAAGCGCGUCGGCGAUGAAGCUUGUGAGCGCUGUAUCAGACUCAAGGAAGAGUGCACUUCGAGCCCUUCUCUGCGGUAUCGCAAGCAACACAGCCAGCAGCACCAGCAGCAGCACCACAACCACCACCAAUACGGCUCAACAGGAGAGGUUGUACGAAGAGCCAUCCCGACUCCCAAGCGGCAACGUACAGAGAGCGGGGCUGCCCAAGUCACACAGUCCGAUCAAGUUAUCGUCAAGACCCAACAUGGUGGUCCCGUCUGUGGUAACACGGCAUUCGGAGACAAUGCUGUCGUUUCACCUGAGGCCAUGCUUGACAUGGUCGAUUUCGACUUUGGCUUCGGUAACUCUGCCGGCCUCUAUCAACCCAGCACAAACCAACAACAAUUACCCCAGACUUUCACCGGAGCCAUGGACGAUCUGAUGUCAGGACAUGGAGAUUCCAUUACCCAUCCGUGGAGCCCAGUCCACUCGGCAACUUCAGACUCGGCAUUCACCUCACCCAUGGCACCGCAAGCAGACCAGGUCGGCCGGGUCUAUCUCGGAAGCCCUGCGUUGCAAAGGCAAUCUUCUUCAAGAUUGAGUAAGCCGCAUGACUUUACUCCACCACGGCGAGCAAGGAAGCGUGUCAAGCAAAGAACAAGGCAAAUCAUGCUCCGGCCGUACGCUGCUGGCCAAGGACCAUCGACUGGAGAGUGGAUGCCGCGCAUCACCGAAGUCAACUCCAGGCUCUUUGAGCUCUCGUCAAACCUACCCGCGCACAUCGACUCAUCCGAGGAGCCCGGCCGAUCCAGCAUAGCCUCAACGCCCGAUGACGGAAGCUCUACCUCGGCGCCUUUCCCAGUUGAUGAGAUGUUCAAACUCUCUCGACACUUUGCCGACCUUCUUGCGGAAAUGUCUCCACCGAUGGAGGCCGCCUCUCCCGCAAGCGAUGGCGGGAACUCUGUACUAGCCAAAGGACUCAACUCCUUGUCGGAUCCGGCGACCUGUCUCUUCGUCCUCUCGACGUAUGUUCGGCUUCUAGACAUGUACCAGAAGGUCUUCAGCUGCAUUCACUCAGAGCUAAAUCAGCUUGAGUCGGGUCACCUGUUUCAGUCAUGGAAACUUCCUGGCGUCACCGUGGGCUCCUUUGCCGUCGACUCGGCGCCGUCCCUCCAGAUGUCUCUCACGAUUCAGUUAGCGGAAGAGUUUCUAUUACAGAUGCGGCGAGCGUCUGCAUCACUCGAUCCGACUCUGCGAUCGGAUGGUUCACCAGCGGGAAAGGCCCCUGAUGCAGCCUCAAUGUUCUCUGGAGUAGUCGAUGUCUCAUUUCAGGCAUUGAAGAGGCAAGAAGAAAGCCUAGGCAAGGAACUAAAGGAUCUACGAAAGGCAAUGGAGACUUCUCUCGACGGAUGAAGACGAAGCCAAGGUGUGUAAUCGUGUUAGAUAGUGCAAAUUGCUGUAUUGGUGGCCUCGAUUUGCUUCUCAAUAUGCUUAGUGUGGGGAAUUGGACGACGGAUGGAGUUGUGUCAUGGAGUUCAUAGGAUCGGAUGGAGUCACUUUUAGACAUGAGGAGCCAAGACAGCCUCAAUCUGAACCACGCGGGACAAAGAAACGUCUUUCAUGUGCAAGUACCCCAUAUUCUCCACGAGGAAGAUAUGCACGUUGAUACAUUGACUUUGUGAAGGUUAUAAGUCACUACGGAACGGAUCGCGCUUCCGAAAUUCUUGAGCCCAGGACCGUUUUCGUCGUUAGGUCUCUCUCUAUUGAGUCUCUGAUGACAUCGGUUGCUCCCAACGCCGAAACAGACGUAAGUCACUCUUACACACGCUGGAUGAGCCGUCGUUGAAGAAGAGGCGCCGUCUUAUCAAGCCUCCCGGGCGGCCGAUGGCGUCCGCGAGACCGAGAUCGAGAGACUGGCUGACUAAAUAAUAGUCGGAAUCCCGUUUGUUUGCUGGCAACUAAAAUAGUCAACGCCGAACGUGCACGCCAAAUAAUCCCGGCGACCGUUCGAGACAUUCUUCGGCCACGGAACUCCGAACCACCCCUUUUGAUCCACCAGCAGGCAAACCAUCGCCGAACCUCAACUCACCUUUCAUCCCACACUCCCACACGCCCCCUACUCCCCUCCCCUUCCCAGAUCCCCCCCCCCCCCCCAGUUCCUCUUCAGCAC
This is a messenger RNA of Colletotrichum scovillei, 5456 nucleotides long. RefSeq lists its product as uncharacterized. Gene Ontology annotation, biological process: regulation of DNA-templated transcription. NCBI's taxonomy places the organism in Eukaryota, Fungi, Ascomycota, Sordariomycetes, Glomerellales, Glomerellaceae. The transcript is spliced from 2 exons. Bases 3236 to 4699 code for a protein of 487 amino acids. The record is from RefSeq and is a predicted model, not a curated record. Gene Ontology annotation, molecular function: zinc ion binding; DNA-binding transcription factor activity, RNA polymerase II-specific.